GCUACACUAGUGUGAGAAAGACACUUCUGGAUCCACUUCUAAGAAAGGAGAACCCUACAUAUUUGUGCAAGAAAUGUAUUUACUGGACACAAAUAUAUCGAGUGAAGCUGUGGACACUAGAAAAUGGAGUGCCAUGUGGAGGGAUCAGAACAUUUCUCAUAUUCUGCUAUUUGACCACAACAGAAGGAUUACAGCAGCAAAGGAAGCCAGAAACAUUUGCACCGUAUAUGGGCAUAAUGCCACUGGACAGAGUAUUGCAAGAAAAUGGUUUUCUAGUUUAAAGGAGGAUCAUUUUGACAUUAUUGACUCUCCACAUUCAAGGAGAUCUUUGGGAUUUGAUGAUGAUCAUGUAAACAAAUUAAUCCACAAUGAUCCAUAUCAGUGUACACCAGAACUGGCAAAUGUGUUAAACUGUGAUCAUUCCACCAUUGUGCAACGUUUGCAUGCAAUGGGGAAGGUUCAAAAAUUGUGUGUAUGGGUGCAGCAUGCUCUAAGCCAAAACCACAAAAAUCAGCAGGUGGCAAUAUGUGGAUCUCUGCUUGCCUGUCAUCAACUGGCUCGUGAGCAACACCAACUAGUUCUAUCUUGUAUCAUUACUUGUGACAAGAAAUGGUGCAUUUAUGUUAACAUACGGAAAAGAAAGGAAUGGUUGACCCUAAACAAAGCAGCAACUCCCCGUACAAAGCCCUCCGCACAUACACAACAGAUAAUGUUAUGCACAUCUGGUGGAAGAACAACAGUGUGAUGUACCAUGAAUUGUUUCCCCGAGGUGUAACCAACAAUAUUUAUACCAACAACUGAGACAUCUUGCAGAUGCAAUCCAAGAACAACCAGGAAGACUACAUGAAGUGAUGCUACUCCCCGAUAAUACCCAGCAGCAUUCUGAUAGACUGGCAAAAAAACACAAUACAGGAGUUGAUCUUGCAUCCUCAGAUUUUUACUUUUCCCAUUCUCUAUCGAACAGCAUUCACGGAACUUCCUUUCCUGAUGAAAAUACACCCUCUAAAUGUUUUUUCUUAAUUCUUUGCCUCAAAACUACAUGAGUUCUAGUGUCACAGAACUGGUAAGUUACCCCAGCAUUGGUAGACUGCCAUAAAUAAUGAAGAAUAUAUUAUUCAUGACUAAAGUCUCUGUUACGUGUAUAUGUUACAUUUCUUAAAAAGAUGAAAAACACUACAACUUAUGCUCCAACCCAAAAUAUUUUUUGAAACAAAAGAAAGUGAUUCAUAUAUGAAUACCACUGGCUUUUGUCAAACGUGUGCGAGUGAUUGGACAUUAAUGUGCUUAUACUUGAAGCAGGAAGGCAAUCUGCGAUCAGUAUUUAAUAAGAUGGGCUGUGGCACUUUGUACAGCAGUACAAUAUUUGAAAUCCAUUACAAAAGUGUUAUCAUGAAACAACAGAAAUAGUACUAGUAAUCCUUUUUUGGUGGCAGAUAAUGACUUUAGCAUUGACUGAGUGGAUUGGACUUGGUGGAUUGGAAGUUUUGA
This is a messenger RNA of Schistocerca serialis cubense, 1488 nucleotides long. RefSeq names its product histone-lysine N-methyltransferase SETMAR-like. The record is from RefSeq and is a predicted model, not a curated record. Gene Ontology annotation, molecular function: nucleic acid binding. The transcript is spliced from 2 exons. Bases 74 to 745 code for a protein of 223 amino acids. Lineage: Eukaryota; Metazoa; Arthropoda; Insecta; Orthoptera; Acrididae.